CUCGCUGUGCUCCGCAAUUUUUAGCUUCUCGUCCUGCGAACGCUUCCCGCAAGUUCGAGACGCUCGGAGUAUACUCGAUUACCCACGCUAGAAGGAGUAGAACACUUAAAAAAGCUUCAUUCGCGUUAGCAAGCUUAAGCUACAAGAUCGUAUUGAUGUGUGGUUUGAACGUGUGAUAUUUCUUGGAUCGUUAGAAAAAACAAUAGAUACCAUAAAAUAGACGAGGGCGAAGCAAUUAGGGUGUUGGCAAUUAACUUCUAAUUGAUAUUGACGGACAACUUUAGGAUGACAUCUAAAGUGCUAAUGAAACUACCAACAGUGCCCUUCCCUCAAGGAAAGAAAGCACCACCUGACUUGGUUUCCUUGCCUGAAAGAAACGACGGAUUCGCACAUGUUAGGCAUCAAGGCCUGAAUGUAGAUAGAGUCAUGCAACUGGAGCAGAAUAUGAAAUUUUUACAGGAACAACAUCAGGCAACUUUGGUUGCCUUACAUCAAGAAAUAGAAUGCUUGCGUCAAAGAAACAGAGAUCUGCAAUUUCAAUUAGUAUUUUCCAAAAGAGCACCUUAUGGUGCGGCUAGUAGUCCUUCUUCACCCGAAGAUAAUGGAAAUGGGUUUGCGAAAUCAAAGGGUAGCCCAACAUGUGUCAAUGUAACACCUCUGCAAGUGGAACUUCUGGAGAAAGAUUUACAAGACAUUAAGAUGUCAUUACAAGAGGCAAAAACGCAUAACCAGUACUUGUCAAAUAUUAUAGAACAGCAAAAAAAAAGAUUGGACAUAACAGAAGAUCAGAAGAACAAAAUCGAAGUAGCGGAUGUUGGAAUUCAAGUGGGAGAUCCUGUGCAGGCGAGCUUAGUUGUACUUUUGGAGGAAUCGUACGCGAUGGUGAAACGGUUACACAAGGAAAAUAUGGAUCAAAAGAAAGAAAUAGUUUCGCUACGAGCGGCUUCUUCAGCAAAUAACGCUAGUACCAGCAGAGGUGGGCGCUCCCGUGACGGUAAUAAUAGCCAUUACAACCGUGGUUCGCCUACCAGUACGACACAGGAACAGAACUCUCGUAAAUUUCCACCAUUACCAAUACCGAGCUAUUGGCAUCGUAGAUCACUGAGAUAUAGCACGAAUCGACAUGAGAAGCAAGAUCAUCAUGCAGAAACAGACUCGACCGUUUUACCACAACUCCAGAAUGGCAGUGUGAAAUCAGCGGAAGCGGCUAGUUUCGAAUCACCGUCUUAUCGAUCUCGCGAGUACCGCAAUUACGGUCGUGAUCGCAAGUACAGAGGUCAAGCAUCGCGAAGAGAUAGCAAUCAUUAUUAUCAUUCUCGCGAUUUCAAAGAUAGAAAUUCUAAGGAUCAUCCGAGAGACAUGAACGACACUGGGGAAGGAUCGAAAGACACGGAUCAUUCUCGGAGACAGUAGAUCGCAAAAUAUAUGUUACUGAUACAUAAAAAUUGGUGAACUUUAGUACUUUGAAGCGCAUUAAAGAUUUCGAUACUGUAUAUCAGUUAUAAGACUUAUUGAUGAUAACGAGUGAUCACUGUUUUUUCUUCACUGGUGCUGAUCGAUCAUGACAGUCUCGUGCAUAUAUAGCAUGUAAUAGGAUAGCAACGACGAAUGAGUAUAAACUGUACGAUUUUCGAUAGAAUACUGUCUGUAUAUGCUAAUUUUACUCGUUAUAGGCUGCCAUAAAAGAAUAUAGAAACUCGCGCUUUAUAGAUUGACGAUAAUCAGCAGAGUGUUUAGCGAAAGACUUUUUGCUAGAUGAGAUUUUUUCUUCCUACAGAAAAAAUAAAAGCAGGUAUGACCAAGAGCUCAUUAUAAGUACUAACAUUUUGGCCAAUAUUCGUACUUUACGGAUUUGAGCUUGAUAUGCGUGCAAUAAUCCGAU
Molecule: messenger RNA, 1882 nt
Organism: Cyphomyrmex costatus
Lineage: Eukaryota; Metazoa; Arthropoda; Insecta; Hymenoptera; Formicidae
Exons: 7
Coding region: 286-1413 (375 amino acids)
Source: RefSeq, a predicted model, not a curated record